AUACACUUACUCGAGAAACAUACUACCGGUCUCCAAAUACGAUCUGCAACACGUAAUAAUUUUAAUGUUCAUCGAGGACUGCGAAUGAAAACCGUAGUUAAGGUCAACACUAUGAUCGCAGACCGAUAAAAAUUCGCUUUUCCAAGUUCAAGUUUCUACUUACAGUUGUUAUCAGGUGACAGUGUGAUUGUGAAAGAGAUCACAGAAAGUGCUCCACGAAAAAAAUGCUUCUUCCUAGUUUCAAGUAUGUGUAUGUUUCGGCUGCAGCGGCCAGCUUGCUCAUGUUCAUGGCAGGCACUGCAUGCUGUUGGUCCUCUCCAGAAAUACCAAAGCUUCUAAAUGUCACGGAGAAUCCCUUCGGGAGGGCAAUAACGCCGGAAGAAAUUUCGUGGAUAUCUUCGUUGUUGACCUUGGGUGCAGCGUUUAGUCCUUUUCUGUAUGGAUUCCUGGCCGAUAGUAUUGGAAGAAAGCCAUCGAUGUUGCUAGUGGGAGUGCCGUUUUUUCUUUCUUAUGUAAUGCUGGCGACUGGGACGGUCAUCGAAAUAUAUUAUGUCGCAAGAUUUUUGUCGGGAAUUGGUGUUGGAGGAGUAUUUACACUGGUUCCCAUGUACAUUGGAGAGAUAGCUGAAAGCAGAAACAGGGGAUUGAUCAGCUGUCUAACGGGAGCUGUUUGCGCAAUUGGUCUGCUCUUUUCAGUGUCACUAGGACCAUUCAAGUCAAUACAGUUUUUUAACACCGUUUUAGCAAUCCCUCCUUUGGUCUUCCUAAUUGUUUUCAGUCUUCUGGCCGAAGAAAGUCCCAUCUAUCUAGUCAAGAAAAAGAAAUGUGAUAAGGCAGAAGUAGCAUUGCAAAAUUUAGGAAGAACUACAGAAGUAAUCAAAAAGGACAUUAUGGAAAUGCAAGCAGAGUACGAAAAUAAGGAGGAUGAUAAAGUGGAUAUCAUGGAAAUGUUAAGUUCAAAAGCACUUUUGAAAGGUAUUAUUGCCUCUGUGGGUCUUCUUGUAUUUCAGCAAUUGUCAGGAAUAAACGCCAUAAUGUUCUAUAGUCAGACUAUUUUUGAGGCAGCUGGCAGUACCAUUCCUCCACAUAUUUGUACCAUUAUUCUAGUAGGCGUACAGUUCGUCAGCAGCUUUAUAGUACCAUUUGUAGUAGACAGGUUCGGUCGCAAGCUAUGUCUCCAAAUCUCAGCUCUGGGAAUGAUAGCAUCCAGUGGUCCUUUAGCCAUCUACCUUUACAUAAGAACUGCUGGCUACAAUGUAGAAGACUUCUCCUGGGUACCUGUCCUAACCCUCACUACCUUCAUAGUAUUUUUCAACUUCGGAUACGGUCCACUUCCGUGGACAGUACUAUCGGAAAUGUUUUCGACGAAAUAUAGAUCAUUAGCCAGCGCAUUUGUUUCGACAAUUUGUUGGUUGGUGUCGUUUUUAGUUACCAAAUACUUUGGAUUGGCUGUAGCAACGUUUGGGUUGGGCAACGUGUUUGGUUUUUCGACGGUUUGUUGCUUGGCAUCGGUGAUCUUUUGUUGGCUAUGCGUUGUUGAAACCAAAGGCAAAAGUCUGCAGGAGAUACAAGAUAUAUUGAAUAGGUAACCAGUUCGUCCGUUGGUUACUUUCAUUUUAUUUGUAUAAUGAGUGUUAAUCGAGUCAUUCAACUAUUAAGUCUUUUCAUUCAUAAUUAACUAUACAACUUAUUUACUCGUGUGCUAAAAGUAAAAAAAAUGGGAAAUGUCUUCUAUUGAUCAUUAAUGAUAUUUCUGUUAUGUGUUUCCGUAGCAUGAAGGAGACAAUAGUUUAUCGCAUUUGUUUUGUUACUUAAUACUAUUUAGUAUGUGCCAGAUUUUGUACAAUAAUGAAAAACCAGUGUUAAUUCACGUAAUUCUAAAUUGCGUUUUGUUUUUGUAGCUGUUUCUAUCAUUUUUGUUGUCUGUUUAACUUCGUACCUACUGACAGUUUUCUGUUCUAUCUAUAAAAUAAUUAGUUAGCGUGGUGGUCAGCAUCAUCACUGAAAACAAAGUGACUAAAUGAUGAAACCCUAGUGAAGAUUCUAGUGAAGAUAGUGAAGAACUUCAUUUUUAACUCCAAUUAUUCGGCCGGCAGUCUUAUUUAGGAUGCACUAUGAAAAAUAAAACAUGCUUCUCCUUUAUCUCUUGCAGCACUAUAUCCCGGGAGGAGUGUUAGCUGUAUUCUCAACCCGCUUUCAUCUCGAUCGGUCGUCCAUGAUAGCUGAGUCAGUGGGUAGCCUCAAUGGUCUUAAGUCUGACCAUAUGCUAUCUGUCCAUCGCAUUCAUGUUUGUUCUAAGGGCCUUCUGCCUAUCGGGGCUUCCUCCUAGGUUAACUUAAUAAGACGGUUAUUAGGGAGUCCAUGGAUAUAACCAGAUAAUAAACGUUGUGAGAUGCAAUGUAGAAGAUAUAAAUGGAUGGGUGACAAAACGGAAAAAGGAGUGGAACGAACGCAUUAGUACAAUUGCAGAGGAUAGGAUAGUACGAAUAGCACGAGAUAGGUCACCAAAUGGACGAAAAAGUAUUGGCAGACCAAGAAAAAGAUGAUGCGAUAAUUUAAACAAUUUAGGAGGCUUAUAUUGAAGAAGAAACAGGUUUUAAAGUCUACAUACAAGAAGGAAGAAGAUGAAGAAGAAGAAGAAGAAGAAGAAGAAGAAGAAGAAGAAGAAGAAGAAGAAGAAGAAGAAGAAGAAGAAGAAGAAGAAGUGCACGAAAGCAGUGGUUUUGUGACAUUGAUAGAUAAAAUCGUUGGAUAUUAAUUUAGAAUACAUUUUUUAAUAUUUGUUUAAUAAAUGUUGUUCUGAAGCUAUUUCCUUGUGGCAUUUUUAUAAUGAACCAUUUAGAUGGGAAAUAAGCCACAAUUAAAUUGAAAAAAAAGAAUGUGUGUGUACUUUGUACGCACGUAAGAAGUUAUACUUCUAUUAUAUGAUUUAAACGAAAUUAAUAUACUUUUUAUUUAUAUUUUGUUUAAAUAUUAAACUAAUUUAUACUUACUACUUCUCAAACAUUUUUAUUAGAACAGUGCCAAAAAUUAAAAUAAUAAAAGAAUAAAACACACACAAACACAUUAAACAAGCCACAAAUGAUGUCUGAACAUUAAUUGUCGAAAAUUUUUUUAACUAAAUACGUAUUUUCUGAAAAUACAAUUAUAUAAUAAAUAUACUUACAAUCAUAAAAUGUAUUAAAAAAAAACAAAAAAGAAAGUUUCUAUUGGGACUCGAACCAGCGCUGAUAAGAGCGGUUGGUAUUGGAAUUCAUUCGCCUUCUCCGCUUAGCCACGGACACUAUGUGUCAUUAUUUACGAAGAUCGACUAACUAAACGGAUUAAACUUGUGAUAUUUUGAUAUUUUGAAAAUUGAUCAAAUUAUUUUAAUUUUGAAUUGAAAUGAUUUAGAAUUGAAAAAAUACAACAAAAC
Molecule: messenger RNA, 3415 nt
Organism: Diabrotica virgifera virgifera (western corn rootworm)
Lineage: Eukaryota; Metazoa; Arthropoda; Insecta; Coleoptera; Chrysomelidae
Product: facilitated trehalose transporter Tret1-like
Exons: 6
Coding region: 225-1589 (454 amino acids)
Biological process (GO): transmembrane transport
Cellular component (GO): membrane
Molecular function (GO): transmembrane transporter activity
Source: RefSeq, a predicted model, not a curated record